Aspergillus candidus is the source of this 957-nucleotide messenger RNA. Its product is annotated as Voldacs domain-containing protein. The transcript is spliced from 2 exons. NCBI's taxonomy places the organism in Eukaryota, Fungi, Ascomycota, Eurotiomycetes, Eurotiales, Aspergillaceae. Gene Ontology annotation, cellular component: cytosol; spliceosomal complex. Gene Ontology annotation, biological process: mRNA cis splicing, via spliceosome. The coding region runs from base 1 to 957 and encodes 318 amino acids. The record is from RefSeq and is a predicted model, not a curated record.
AUGGAAUCCCUCCACACACCCCCCGAAACCUCCUCCUUCGUCCUCCUCGCCGAUCACCAAGCGCGCACGCCCUCCUCCUUCCACUCCGGCCCGCCAGUCCUCCACUACCACAGCAAAUCAUGCAAGCUCGUCGUUCAGGACUCUGAUCUGGCAGCUUCUCCUGCGCUGGGUGCUCUUCGCGGUCAGGCCGCAGCCGGCGCAGCAGGAGUGAAUGGGUCCACCUCCGAAGGCGAAAACCAGCUGGUGAUCGAGGGAGUGGACGUGUGGGUUACGUCCGAUAAAUUCCUCCUGUACAACCCUACGCCCGCCGUCUCCGCCGGCGUCGCCAUUCCCUACCCGUCCAUCUCGCUACACGCCAUCCAGCGCCUGCGCCUGCCCACAGACUCAGAAUCCGAAGUCCAGGGCCUGUACAUGCAGAUCGCGAUGCCCCCAUCGCAGCAAGCCGUCGACGACGAGGAGGAGUGCAUCACCAUGACAGUCGUUCCGUCCACUCCCACGCCCACACCUACCCCAUCCACCACGGAAGAAACGCCCAGCACCUCCGAAGAACAAGAACCCGAGUCCCCCAUUCAAAAACUCUACGCCGCCGUAUCCGCCUGCUCAAACCUGCACCCGGACCCCGUCGAACCAGGCGACGAAGAGGACGACGACGAAGACGAAUACGACGAGGGUCUACUGUCAACGGGCCUCGUCUCAGCGGGCAACGCGCAAGGCGGCAUGCCGCCUCCGAUGGACGGCAGCUCGGGGUGGAUUACGGCGGAGAACAUGCAUGAGUUUUUCGAUGAGGAGGGGAAUUGGAUUGCGGGGGGUGAGGAGCCUUCUUUGCCUUUGGGGCCUGGGGCUGGGUCGGUGAGGCAGAGGGGGGAGGGAGGGGAGGAUGAAGAGAUGGGGGAUGUUGGUGGGGAGCGCGGGGAGGAUGAGGGUGGGGAGGAGACGAAGUGGAGGAGGACGGAUUAG